Xyrichtys novacula (pearly razorfish) is the source of this 2665-nucleotide messenger RNA. NCBI's taxonomy places the organism in Eukaryota, Metazoa, Chordata, Actinopteri, Labriformes, Labridae. The record is from the annotation of a GenBank genome assembly.
UUCUCUAUGGCGCUUACUAAUGACAUCAUUUCCGUUCAACCGCAACGUAUUUGAUUCAACAGCGGCCUGUGUUUUUACUCGGUCGUUGCAAUUUUUUCUUCGGUGGAGAAUUUUUCUCUACAGUUUAUCACCAUCAUGAAACUAGUCAGGUGAGAGCCCGUGAAAAGUUUCAGUUUAUCGAUUGCAGUAAUAAAAAUCGAUGGAAAUACUGUGAUAGUGAAGGAUUGGUGUAGAUUCAAACGGGCGGGAAGCGAUGAAUGAAAUGAAAGGCGCUUGCAAGGAGUCACAACAACUGGGACAAGACUCUAGAAAGUGCAGUGUAGAUUUUGGUUCACUUUAUAGACCAAUAUGCUCACAUAACUUGACUUGCUUUGUGUUAUUUGCAGGUUUUUGAUGAAGCUCAGCCAUGAGACGGUUACCAUUGAAUUGAAGAAUGGCACCCAGGUCCACGGCACCAUUACAGGUAGGGCCACUUUCACAGUAAAGCCUCCAUUCAGAUAUACCACCAGAGAGCAGUUUGCUCAUUCACUUUAAGUUUUUAAGCUCUGUGUAUUCUCUUUCAGGUGUUGAUGUGAGCAUGAACACCCACCUCAAAGCGGUGAAGAUGACCCUGAAAAACAGGGAGCCUACCCAGCUGGAAUCACUGAGUAUCCGUGGCAACAAUAUUCGCUACUUCAUCCUUCCCGACAGCCUCCCACUGGACACCUUACUGGUUGACAUCGAGCCGAAGAUUAAGUCCAAGAAGAGGGAAGCAGGUGAGCAGUGUGUUUACAUCAUCUAAGAGUUUAGCACAACAACAACAACACAGCAAACUGGUCUGAUCCAUGGUCUGCUUUAAACUUAAAUUCAACUUUUCAGACUAAAAACAACAAUAAAACUGACCCUCCCACUCACACACCCACCCACGGACCACACAGACACACACAAAGACACUCACUCAGCCACACAAGCGCUCACAAAGUGAGAAUUUAAGAUAAAUUGUUAAAGGGACAUGGCCUGACAUCGAGACAUCAUGUGAGGAAAGAGCUACCUUUGGGAAACACUGGAGAUAAAGAUAAAAAUGGUAAAAAUUAAGUUUAAAACCUGACGGACUAAAACAAGAAAAUGAUAUUAACUGAACAGAUAAAAAUACAUCUAAAAACAAGUUUUAGAGAGUAGAUAUGUGCCAGCUCAGUAGUCACUAAGAAUGAGCAAUUCCAUCCCUGCGUUCAAGGAAUCGAGUACUUGCAAAAUAUACAUUUUUGAACCAGUCAGCUAAGAUUUCUGCAGUAUCAGUUCAUCAGCACUGCAUGUCUCAAGAAGAGCAGUCUUCACUUCACAGUAAUGAAUGAAAUAACACUUGAUGGUACAACUCUAUGGUGAGGCCUUUCCAUGAGUCUGUGGUUACAGCCCUCAAUUCUGUUGUGCAAACAUCUGCAUAGUAGCAGGCUGCAGCUACACGCAACCAUAGCACUUUAACACGUGAAGCCAACAGCAAAAAAGAAAGAAAAUGAGUGCUGUCCCCGACAGAAAUGCAGAAGAAGGCUCAACAUAUGAUGAUAUCGCCAACAACACUGGCAAGAAAACGUUAGCGGUGCGGGGUUUCUAGGUUGGACAUGAAGCAGAGUAAUGUGGACUGCAAAUUAUGUCGAGUACAUGUUCUCGCAAAGUUGGGGAAUACCUCAAAUCUUUCAGUUCCAUGCGGCAGAGCAUGUACAAUCCAAAGGUUGCAAACCCCGAGCAGAGCAAAGAGCCCAUGUUGUAGUUGUACGCUGUGAUAGAGGCUUGUGCUCCAGCUAUCACCACCCCGGGUCUGCCAAUAGAACUAGCAAAUGCUGUGACGCAAGACUUCCUAUCAUGUCUCUCCUGUCUCUGUGCUUAAAGUGGUUAAGCACCAGACUCGUGUUUUUUUUUAAUAUCACGUUUAACAUUAGAUUUCUUACACAGCAUGUUUUGUCAUCCUCUAUGUCAAAAUACUUUGAGUUCAGAGUUCAGUUUUCCUGGUCAUGAGUUGGUCAAGUUGGGCAAAGUUAAUUAACCAAAUGUCAGCUGCUGUCAUUGAUUAGUAACACUCUGAAUGAGCAUUUACCUGUUGAAAGGAGAGGACUGUAUGAGAGCCAGUGUUUUAUUUGAGGCCACAUUUGUAAUUGAUAAAGGGAGUAUUGACCUCACUGUUGUAGUUGAUAGCAGUGCUGUUUGUAAUAACUUUAACUACCUUGAUUGCCUCUUAUAUGUGUUUAUUCCUUUACUCUCACGUCUUUCAGGGAUUUGCAUUCCACUAGACUAAGUUAAUGUUAGGUAACACUCGGCAUGCUGGUGAAUGUUUUACCCUUGUUUCUCACUCUCUCUCUUCUGUCUUUUCAGUGGCUGGACGGGGACGAGGCAGAGGACGAGGGCGCGGCAGAGGAAGAGGACGAGGCAGGGGUGGUCCGAGGAGAUGAUCACCUGGCUGUACAUUUGCUGUCAGCCGCUGUUUGUACAGGAUUUUUCUUUUUUCUUUCCACAAAAGGAGCGCGGUGUGAAUUUUCAUGUGCUUUUGUUCGGUUUUUGUUUUCCUAUUUUGUACAUUAAAAUCCCUUAGUGGAUAAACAUGACUCUGAAUUAUUUUAACUUUUGGUAAUGGUUGAUUUUGUUAUACGAAAAUGUGUUUUCAUUUUGUGGCUGAAUAAAGUAUUUCAAUAGUUAA